Dama dama (fallow deer) is the source of this 984-nucleotide messenger RNA. It is a transcript of the gene KLF14, whose product is annotated as KLF transcription factor 14. The record is from RefSeq and is a predicted model, not a curated record. Lineage: Eukaryota; Metazoa; Chordata; Mammalia; Artiodactyla; Cervidae. Bases 1 to 984 code for a protein of 327 amino acids. The transcript has a single exon. Gene Ontology annotation, biological process: regulation of transcription by RNA polymerase II. Gene Ontology annotation, molecular function: RNA polymerase II cis-regulatory region sequence-specific DNA binding; DNA-binding transcription factor activity, RNA polymerase II-specific.
AUGUCGGCUGCCGUGGCGUGCCUGGACUACUUCGCCGCCGAGUGCUUGGUGUCCAUGUCCGCGGGUGCUGUGGUUCACCGCCGCCCGCCGGACCCCGAGGGCGCGGGCGGAGCGGCCAGCUCGGAGGUGGGUGCGGCGCCGCCGGAGUCCGCUCUGCCGGGUCCGGGGCCACCGGGGCCCGCGUCGGUCCCCCCGCUCCCCCAGGUCCCCGCCCCUAGCCCCGGCGCGGGCGGCGCCGCGCCCCACCUGCUGGCUGCAAGCGUCUUGGCUGACUUGCGCGGCGGCUCUGGUGGGGGCUUCGCAGAGUACUCCGGGGAAGUUCUGCGCGCUUCGUCCGGCUCCUCCGACCCGACCCCGUGCUCCGGCCCGACCCUGGGCUCCCAGCCAGCCCCGGCCUCCUGCGCAGCCGAGGUCUCGGGACCCAUGCACUCCUCCGGCGCGCUCGAAGUCCCUGGCGCGCCAGCCGUCCCGGGAGCGCCUGCCCACCCUGGCGCGGCGUCUGGCGUGGCCCCUGGGGCCGGCCCCGCCCCCGCCACGGGUCCAGGCCCCCGUCGGAGGCCAGUAACACCUGCUGCCAAGCGCCAUCGCUGCCCCUUCCCGGGCUGCAACAAAGCCUAUUACAAGUCAUCACAUCUGAAGUCCCACCAGCGCACCCACACGGGUGAGCGCCCGUUCUCCUGCGACUGGCUCGACUGCGACAAGAAGUUUACGCGCUCCGACGAGCUGGCCCGCCACUACAGGACGCACACGGGCGAGAAACGCUUCUCCUGCCCACUCUGCCCCAAGCAGUUCUCUCGGAGCGACCACCUGACCAAGCACGCCCGCCGCCACCCAUCCUAUCAUCCUGACAUGAUCGAGUACCGGGGGCGCCGUCGCACCCCCCGCGUCGACCCGCAACCCGCCAACCUGGUGGACAGCUCCGGCUCCGUCCCCGGGCAGGUGCCCAGCUUCACCACCUGCUUGUCUGACAGUCACUGCUGUUAG